UGAACUGAACAUUUGAUCCAACCGCGCCGUGCAGGAAGAAGUUUCGAGAAAAUUCAGAGAAUCAGAGGCGAAGAAGCAUUGAGAAGCACGAGAAGAGAAGACAGUUUAUUACAAUCUGUCUGACCACGCGAGUGCAAAUAACGACGCAGAGUGCUAGUGGAGAUAAAGAGUUUCUCUAUUAAAGCAGGUCGUAUUCUUGGCUUUUCCCUUCUUCGAAAAGAAUUUUCUAAUUGAGUCAGAAACUUAAAGAUCGAGAAUGGUGAAGGAAACUACCUUCUACGACGUCCUGGGUGUAAAACCCGGAUGUACACAAGAAGAUCUCAAGAAAGCCUACAGAAAGCUGGCUUUGAAGUAUCACCCUGACAAAAAUCCCAAUGAAGGCGAGAAGUUCAAACAAAUUUCACAAGCUUAUGAAGUUCUAUCCAACCCGGAGAAGAAACGCAUUUAUGAUCAAGGUGGCGAACAGGCUUUGAAAGAAGGUGGUGGACCAUCUGGUUCGUCUCCUAUGGACAUCUUUGAAAUGUUCUUUGGUGGUGGCAGAGGAAGAGCAAGAGGCCGAAGAGAACGCAAGGGGCAAAAUGUAAUUCACCAACUUUCAGUAUCUCUCGAAGAACUGUACAAAGGAACUGUGCGAAAACUAGCGCUUCAAAAGAACGUGAUCUGUGAUAAAUGUGAAGGUGUCGGUGGAAAGAAAGGAGCUGUAGAACAAUGUAGCAAUUGCAGCGGCACGGGUAUGACUGUACAAGUUGAACAAUUGGGGCCAGGAAUGCUACAACGAUUGCAGUCAAUAUGUACGGAUUGUCAGGGCCAAGGAGAGCGUAUUAAUCCCAAAGAUCGAUGCAAGCAGUGCAGCGGCAGAAAGACGAUUCGAGAUCGGAAAAUUUUGGAGGUUCAUGUCGAUAAGGGCAUGGUUGAUGGACAAAAGAUUGUUUUUGGUGGAGAGGGUGACCAAGAACCUGGAUUGGAGCCUGGUGACAUCGUGAUUCUUCUUGAUGAAAAGGAACACGAAAUUUUUAAGCGCAACGUAAAUGACUUGAUAAUGCGCAUGCAGGUGGAAUUAGUGGAAGCUUUGUGUGGAUUCCAGAAAGUGAUUCGGACUCUCGACGGAAGAGACUUGCUAGUAACAUCACUGCCUGGGACAGUGGUUAAACAUGGUGACUUGAAGUGCAUUCUGAACGAGGGAAUGCCAGUGUACAAAGAUCCGUUCACGAAAGGUAGACUCAUUAUCCAGUUCGUGGUGAAUUUCCCCAAGGCGAUUGAGCCAACGGUACUUCCGGCUUUGGAACAAUGCUUGCCACCAAGAGAAGAAGUCAUGAUUCCUGACAACGCCGAGGAGUGCAUGCUCACAGACUUGGACCCGGAGCAAGAGGCAAGGCGGAGAGACACUCGUCCAGCCUAUGAGGAAGACGAGGGCGGACCUUCUCGUGUGCAAUGUGCCACUCAGUAAUUCCCUUUCAAUGUUUCCAUCGUCGUCGAAUGGCCAUUGCUCGUCUUAAAAAAAACUAUCCCUUUCAUUUUCUCGCCACAGAAAGAUCUACUUGCAUAUUUCUCGCAUAAUAACUCAGUCGCAGAGGUAUUAUUUGAGUCAUUUUCGUUCGAUAUGGAAGUGUAUGUAAUAGACGGAAGUAUCAAGCGAAUAAUGGUUGCUACGAUUAAAUUAUGAUCGUUUUGAAGACGAGAAUAAAGUAGAAACGAGAGAGCGAAUUUUUCCUUUUUUUUCGAAGAAACGCUGUGGUGCACAUUUCUUUAAAGGGACAAUUGUCGAGUGAUCAAAUCAUCCCAAUUCUUCAUUGUCAGGAUUAUCACGAAUUAGUCCCAAGGAACAUUCCCGAGGAACGUUUCUUAGAAAGAAUCGACCGAGUUAGUUUGCUUUCGCGAAAACUUGACUAUUUUUAAACGUUUACAUUCUUGAUAGUUAUUUUGUGAAGGAGAUUUUUAUUGCGUGAGGAAUGAUGUAUAACAUUUUAAAUGAGGUCAUGCUUUAUUUUCUGUGGGACAAUUUGAGAGCCGCGUCUUCUACUCUAUUCUUCAUAACAAUAUUUCGGCUAAUUUUAUUUUUACAGGUCAAAGUAAUGUUCUAGAAGCUUAAAGAAACCGGGGAAAGUAUAAAAGUCGAUUUUGGCCGGCGGGUGAGAAAUACAACAAAUGUAAUUUUCAAAUUAAAAAUUCUAGGCGACACGUAAUUUAGUUAGCAUAAAAAAAUGACGGGGGAAUGAAGGCUCUGUUGUAGGUUUCAACUGGCAAGACUAAGUCUUGUGCACAUUACUGUUAAUUAUUUCCAAAAAAAUUGAUUGUUGAUUUCUUCAAAUAUUACCCAGUUUUCCGAUAUAAACGCAGAUUUUUUGUGCUAGCUGGAUGGCAGGGAAGUUCUAAUCGGUUUAGAUUUUAGUAGAUACUAACAUUUAACGAUUAGCAGUCCAACAAUGCGUUGACGUUUGAGUAUAAGUGAGUUUCGUAGCUUGUGAGUGGCUUAUGUGAAUUUGAAAAGCGUUUUUCUUGUGCUUUACGUUAGAAACCUAGGUGUCUGUAAACGCUAACUUGAUUCCAAGAAAAAAAUCAAAAACAAAAAUUCAAAAUCUCUUGGCUAACGUAUUAUUCUGCAAAUAGCUGUACAUUCAAUUAAUUUAGUUCGAGACUUCGGUUAAUUCCAUUUCACACCAUUACAUUGUAAUUUAUUUCAGAGAAAUUUGAAACAAUUGUUUGUGAAAAACAUGAAAUAAAAUUUAAAAUC
Belonocnema kinseyi is the source of this 2731-nucleotide messenger RNA. It is a transcript of the gene Droj2, whose product is annotated as dnaJ homolog subfamily A member 1. Gene Ontology annotation, molecular function: Hsp70 protein binding; ATP binding. Gene Ontology annotation, biological process: response to heat; protein refolding. Gene Ontology annotation, cellular component: cytoplasm; cytosol. The transcript has 5 exons. The record is from RefSeq and is a predicted model, not a curated record. Lineage: Eukaryota; Metazoa; Arthropoda; Insecta; Hymenoptera; Cynipidae. The coding region runs from base 257 to 1447 and encodes 396 amino acids.